Trichoplax adhaerens is the source of this 351-nucleotide messenger RNA. RefSeq lists its product as uncharacterized. The record is from RefSeq and is a predicted model, not a curated record. Gene Ontology annotation, molecular function: mRNA 3'-UTR binding. Gene Ontology annotation, biological process: regulation of mRNA stability. Gene Ontology annotation, cellular component: cytoplasm. The coding region runs from base 1 to 351 and encodes 116 amino acids. NCBI's taxonomy places the organism in Eukaryota, Metazoa, Placozoa, Uniplacotomia, Trichoplacea, Trichoplacidae. The transcript has 3 exons.
AUGGCCGCCCAAGAAAAUAGCCAGCAAGACUUUCACUUUAUCGUACCAAGCCCAGUACCAACUCGCCGACUAAGAUCUGAAUCCACGCAUGAGAGAGCUGUUGCCGGUGAAUGUAGGAUUGGAGUCUGCCAUGAUUUUCAUCGGGACAAGGGCCAUGGAUUUAUCAAGCCUGAGGAUAGUAAUGACUUGAUAUUUGUUCAUAUAUCCGAUAUUAAUGGAGAAUACGUAUUAAAAGCGGGUGAUGCGGUCAAAUUUAAAACUUGUCCUUUACCACCAAAAUGUGAUAAGCUGCAAGCUGUUGAUGUCACUAUCGUUGAUGCCGAUGAACUUUCUCAUGAACGAUGGUCGUAA